UUGACAAAUAGUUGCGCGGGAAAGAGCGCUGCGAGUGGCAGCGUUUGUGUUUAAAAAAAAAAUUGUCUUUGUUUUUAAAAAUUAAUAGUUUACACUUGUAGUAUUAUUUUGUUUAAAUGUUAUAAUUUAAUUUCAUUGAAUAUUUUGAGUUUUAAAUGAUAAGUGCGUGUAAAUUUUAAGUUUGCUUUGUUGUUGUGAUUUGAAUCCAUUGUUCUGAAUAAUCUGUUUGUUCGAUAUUCAAACAAUUGAUAAAUAAUUAAAUACUUGAUCGAUUUUAAGUACAAUAAUGGCCGACUGGCGGGAUUUUUCGUGAAGUACAAUGUGCCUCCGACAUGGCGAACUCUGACGUCACGGUCCAAGAUGGUCUGAAGCACCCCUACCUCGUGGCGCUCGUUCGCUGGUGCCUGUCGUCCUUCUGGAGCGCCGCCACAGUGGUCCUGCAGCGACUGAUCGCUGCGCGCAUCCCGCGGGUUCAAGCGGCGAAGCAGUGCAAGAGCCGGCCGGCCAGCUAUGGGCACCUGCACCCUGAGCCGCGGGUGGAGUGCGAGGUGCUGCAUGCACCAGCUCCGCAUCACCACACCCUGGACGUGGUCUUCGUACACGGCCUAUACGGAUCACUGGGAAAUACGUGGAGACAAGGCGAAUGGCAAACAAAGUACGAGAAUGGGCCAAAGAAAGUGGCUCUACGAAGACCGCACGCCGUACCUACCUGCAGGUGUACUGAUGAACGAACCAAAUGCUGCAGUGAUAGUGGAAAUGAUAAAAGUCAUCAUGUUACAGAAGAAAGUCAUGAUAUAAUAAAAAAAAACGAAACAAAUAAUACUUAUAAAGAUAUUCGACUAGAUUAUAAUGAAAAAAAUAAAAUUAAAGCCAAUAAUGAAAAUCAUGAUGAAUUAAACAAUGAAACGUAUAACAAUCAAAUGAAGAAUUGCAGUUGUGGUAAAAAUGUUGAAUCAGAAACCGAAUAUGUUAAUAACUCUGCUUAUGGUAAUGUUAAUUGCUGUGACAUUGAAAGAGAUACUAAAAUAAGGCAGAAAAAUUUAAAAGAUGACAUUAAUGUCCGAAACAAUAUCAGCAUUAUUAAAGCAACGGAAAUAAAUAUAAAUAGUGAUAAUAUCUUAGAUUAUAAUACCCGAAUACCAUCUUCGAAUAACCAAAAAAGCAUAAGUGAUAUAGAUGUAACGAAAGAUUAUUUUGAGUUUACAAAUGAUGAAAUAAAUCAUACUAAUCUAUUCAGUAAUGUACAAACUGAUUAUGUCACUUGUAAUAACAGAGAUUUACUUGUAAAUGAAGAAGAUAAAAAUAUAUAUGACAUACAAAAGAUAUUGCCCAAAGAAAACUUGCUUAUAACGGAGAAAUUUUACAACAAUACACUUUUAGAUGACGUGGAUAUUGGUAGCUACGAAACUCAAGCGCAGUUUGUCAAAGACUUGUUUGAAAACAGCGUCAAAGUGACAAGUGAUUGUGAAAGUGAAAGUGGAGUUAAGGCGAGCGACUGCAAGUGCGAAGUGACGUGCGAGCCAGGGUGCGGAUGCAUCUGUGACGACUGCUACUCACCCUGUUGGCCGAGGGACUGGAUAAGGGAGGAUUAUCCUGGCGCGAGGGUGAUAUCGAUCAAUUACACCAGCGACCCUUAUUUGUGGAGACCACUUUGGGUGAAGGAGAGUAAGAGGCUUCGUCUCCACGAGCGCGCAGAGCAGAUGACGUCCCAGCUGCUGGCGCUCGGGGUGGGGGAGCGACCCGUCAUAUGGGUGGGGCACUCCAAGGGGGGGCUGUUCAUCAAGAAGAUCUACUGUGACGCAUAUGAAGCCCAUCUGAAACUUACGAAGAAGAACACAGCCAAAGAAGAAAUAAAUGAACUAAAUACAACUGAAUGUAGACACGAUAAUGAGAUAAAUCAAUGUAAAGACAAACAAACGGACGUGGUUAAUGCAAAUCUAAAUGAAGUUAAUAAUAUAAAAAGCCACCGAAUAAUUGCAACGACAGAUACAAGUAGUAGAACUAAAGAAGUUAUUGAAGGAGUUUAUAAAAAUACUGAUAAUAAUUAUGUAGUUAUAAAUAAUGAUAAUUUUGAAAAACAUUUAAGUAAUAAUAAAUUGGAAAACAUAGAUGUUUUCGAAAAUUUAAAUGAAAUGAAUGCUAAUAAAACCCACCGUAUAGUUGUAACAACAGAUACAAAUAAUGUUUAUAAGAAUAUUGUAGAAGAAGUUAAUAAAAAUAUAGAAAAUAAUGAUAUAGUUGUAAAUAAUGACAGUUGUGAUGAAACUGUCAGUAACAAUAGAUUAGAGAACAGAGAUGUCUUGGAUGACAAUAAAAAACAAAGGAUGGUUGAAGAUUAUGAUAAAAACGGAAACAUUCCUAAUUUAAAGAAUAUUGAUAGUGAAGGAGAUACAAAUCCACUUUCAUGUAUGAAUGAAGCGUCGCUUCUCCGUCGCGCCGGGCUGUGGCGGCGCAGCGCGGGGUUCAUGUUCUACUCCGUGCCGCACCGCGGCUCCCCGCUCGCAGACAUCAAGACACCCAUCACGGCGCGCAGCGUCGAGCUCAUGGAGAUAUGCAAAGGUAUCACAUGACAGAAGCGUCGCUUCUCCGUCGCGCCGGGCUGUGGCGGCGCAGCGCGGGGUUCAUGUUCUACUCCGUGCCGCACCGCGGCUCCCCGCUCGCAGACAUCAAGACACCCAUCACGGCGCGCAGCGUCGAGCUCAUGGAGAUAUGCAAAGGUAUCACAUGACAGAAGCGUCGCUUCUCCGUCGCGCCGGGCUGUGGCGGCGCAGCGCGGGGUUCAUGUUCUACUCCGUGCCGCACCGCGGCUCCCCGCUCGCAGACAUCAAGACACCCAUCACGGCGCGCAGCGUCGAGCUCAUGGAGAUAUGCAAAGGUAUCACAUGACAGAAGCGUCGCUUCUCCGUCGCGCCGGGCUGUGGCGGCGCAGCGCGGGGUUCAUGUUCUACUCCGUGCCGCACCGCGGCUCCCCGCUCGCAGACAUCAAGACACCCAUCACGGCGCGCAGCGUCGAGCUCAUGGAGAUAUGCAAAGAUUGCCCGUUAGUUUUGUCGCUCCAAGACAGCUGGUCGGCCGCCACAGCACCCACCAUGCCGCCAGUUCGCAGUGUGGUGGAGACUUGCCGCACCUUGAUGUCCGUGUUGUACCUACGCAUCGUCAGCGUCGACUCGGCAGACCCCGGCAUCGGCUCGCUGAGCGGCGUGGACGUGGACCACCGGGAGAUCUGCAAGCCGAGCGGCCGCACCUGCCUGUUGUACCGGGAGCUCAUGACGCUCAUGGAGACGGCGCUCCAGCAGCUCCUCCACCAGCAGUGAACACUACCAGGCGUUCAUAAAUCAUAAAUCAUUUAUUGCCAGAAUGUGGUCAUAUACAGAUAUUGUUACAUUUCAAUGCUCAUACACAAUCUGCCUCAUAGGCGUGCAAGCCGAGUACAUUAUUAUAAUUUUUAUUUACUAAUAUUACAAUUGUCAAUUAUUUACAAUGUCAUUUCAUAAAUUAAAGUCAUAUAACAAACAUAAUAAAAUAAAAUUUAACCAAAGUAAUAUUGUCAAAACAUUUACAUUUUAUUGAUAUAAAAUAAUUUGUCAUUAAGGAACUCUGCUACUGUGUAAUAUCCUUUAUUUAAGAGUAUUUUAACCAUUCUUCCUUUGAAUUGCGUAUUUGUUUAUAUACCUUUGCCAGUAUAUGGAGAAUUGUACAAUGUACCUACAUACUUCAAUUUACUGUAUACCAGAUAAUGUACCUAACUAUACAACAAAUAAAUAAAUUGAAUUAUCAUCCGAUAAACGUCCACUGCUGGACAUAGGCCUCUUGCAUGGACUUCCAAAAAUAACGGUCUCGAAAUGCCAGCAUCCAGCGGCGUCCUGUAACCCGCCUUAUGUCCUCGGUCCACCUAUUGGGGUCGAACAAUGCGCUUCCCGAUGCAGGGUCGCCAUUCCAGCACCUUGGAACCCCAACAUCCAUCAGCUCUUCGAAUUCUGUGGCCUGCCCAUUGCCACUUCAGCUUCGCAGCUCGCUGAUCUAUGUCAGUGACUUUGGUUCGUCUGCGGAUCACCUCAUUUCUGAUUCGAUCACGAGAAACUCCAAGCAUAGCUCGCUCCAUCGCCCGCUGAGUGACUUUGAGCCUUCUAAUAAGGCCCAUAGUUAGCGACCAUGACGUUACUAUGCGGAAGUUUAUUUUGAGCUAGUCGUCCGUCUAAUUAAUUGUCGGACUAAUAAGAACAUAUUUAUCCAGUAACUGUACGAAUAAUAUAUUCGUACGGUUGCUGUAUAAAUAAUCACUUACCAUUCUAAGUCUUAAAAAUUAAUAUUUCCAGCAGAAUUCCACCUUCAGUUAUAUAUUAAGUAAAUUGAAUUAUAAUAAUAUAAUGUAAUCUGUAUGACACUGUAAAUAUAUUAUUGUUAUAGAAUUAUAUAUAAAUAGUUUUGUUAAAUAGA
This is a messenger RNA of Bicyclus anynana (squinting bush brown), 4437 nucleotides long. RefSeq lists its product as uncharacterized. The record is from RefSeq and is a predicted model, not a curated record. The transcript is spliced from 10 exons. NCBI's taxonomy places the organism in Eukaryota, Metazoa, Arthropoda, Insecta, Lepidoptera, Nymphalidae.